Rhodofomes roseus is the source of this 675-nucleotide messenger RNA. RefSeq lists its product as uncharacterized. The transcript is spliced from 3 exons. Lineage: Eukaryota; Fungi; Basidiomycota; Agaricomycetes; Polyporales; Fomitopsidaceae. The coding region runs from base 1 to 675 and encodes 224 amino acids. The record is from RefSeq and is a predicted model, not a curated record.
AUGGGUAUACCCGUGCUCGGCACUAGUCUCGUCGUCUCGUACGACAUCGCAUGUCAAUGGAGCACCAAUCUAUGGAGCAGGAUGCUCCGUUACGACCCGCGAUGGAACUACGACGCUCGCACCAUCACGUUUCUCAUCCCGAAGUUCCACUUACCGGCCCAUCAAGAUAGCUGCCAGACGAAGUAUUCGUUCAACUACGUCAAGGGUGUUGGCCGGACCGAUGGCGAGGGCGUGGAACGUGGCUGGGCCGCGGUCAACGGGUUUUCUGGCAGCACGAAGGAAAUGGGGCCUGGCUCUCGUCGAGAUGUGCUCGACGAUGCCUUCGGAGAUUACAAUUGGAGAAAGGUCACUCACCUCGCGAGAACGCUCUUGGACCGCAUGAAGAGCGCUGUCAUAGAAAGCGCGGAGCAAACCGUGAUCUUCGAAGAACUUACCGCGGUGACUGAUCGAACGCGCGUCACGGAGUGGAUGCAGCAAGUCGAAGCGUGGGAGGAGGGAGCGGAUUUUAAUCCGUUUGUAGCCACACGUCAUCCUAUCACUCUUGCAGCCGUUCGGCGCGAGCUCGCUGAAGAGGAGUCCGCAGGCAUCGCCAACGGGACCCUCAUACCUCUGCAUGAGAAGGUCUCCCCAAGCGCGUUGAUAACGGCGGGACUUGAGCUAGAGGACCAUCAGUAA